This is a messenger RNA of Lytechinus pictus (painted urchin), 7211 nucleotides long. RefSeq names its product ubiquitin-associated protein 2-like. Bases 170 to 4210 code for a protein of 1346 amino acids. Gene Ontology annotation, cellular component: nucleus; cytoplasm. The transcript has 24 exons. The record is from RefSeq and is a predicted model, not a curated record. NCBI's taxonomy places the organism in Eukaryota, Metazoa, Echinodermata, Echinoidea, Temnopleuroida, Toxopneustidae. Gene Ontology annotation, molecular function: protein binding.
ACAUGUACACGUACACGAAUGGAAUUGGUUCCGUGAGGAUGCGAGUCGUGCAUGCAUGUUGACUGGUGUUGAUUGGGUUGACGUUGAGGUUCGCGAAUUGAUGUAAUUUAGAGUCUCGUUGAGUACUAUAUUAGCUAUUUGUAUAUACCUGCUUUGUAUAUACCUGUAUAUGAUGUCCUCUAUGGGGUCCUCAAGGGGCAACGUACGGUCGGGAGGUAGGGCAGACAAGUCCUCUUCUCAGAAGACCUCUGCUCAGAAUGUCACAGCAAAAUCCACACCAACAGAUUCACAGCAACCAGUUGGUAAAAAGGCGACCCAAGAACAGAUGAGAAUGGCCCAGAUGAUAUCUGAUCCUCGCACAGAAGAUAAUGAUGUGGUCAAAGAGAAAGUCAAACAGGUGCAUGAACUGACCAACAGAUCUGAAGAUGAAAUCAUGGUGGCACUCCAUGACAGUAAUUAUGACACAGAACAGGCCAUUAUCCUUCUGCUGGAGAGGGAGGAAGGUAACCAGAAGGAUGAAUGGGAAACUAUUAGCAGUAAGAAGAGCAAAGUUCGUGGAAUGGCACCAUCCGUGCGUAACACAGAUUCAUUCAACAAUCAUCAAGACAAAGAUCACAAGAACGAUGAUGAUCGCAGAGACAGGGGAGGGCGGGGCCGUAACCGUGACAACAGAGAAAACAGAGAUGGUCAUGAUGGAAGAGGAGAUAGAGGAGACAGAGAUGGAAGCUACAGUAGGGGGAGAGGGAGAGGAGGAAGGGGUAAUCUUCCACCCAGAAUGACUAGAGGGCGAGGAAGGGACAGAGAUAACGACUAUGAUCGAGAUCGCAAUGAUCGUAACGAGUCAGGUCGUGGGCGUGGCAGACGGAAUGCUGAAAUGAAUGGUCCAUCGCGGCGAUCAAAUCGCGGAGGUGGUGGUGGUGGUGGUGGUGGUGGUCAAAGGUCAUUCACAAAUUCUAAAUUUGGGAAUUUCCAAGAAGAAGAUGCUUUCAAGUCCACAGACAAUGUUUGGAGAAAUCCUCCGACAGAGUCAUGGGAUAAUGCAGUGAAUUCCAACACACAACCAGCUACCAAGACAGGAGAGUGGGGUGCAGAGGAAUGGGGAGCAGAGGAUUGGACUGGGGAUCUGACUGAAAGUCAGGUAUUUACAGCAACCAAUCCGGUCCCACCCAUGCCCCUGGAUCCCAUCUCCGCAAGCCCAUCAUCCCAGAUGCAAGCACCAGUUGGUCAGCCGCCAUCAUCUGGUCUCUCUAAUCAAGGCAUGCCCCAGCAACACUCAAUGGAUGUCCAGUCCUCGUUAACCGGUCCCCCUGGGGGGAUGUCGGCAGGUGGAGGCCUGUCGGCUGGCGGCAGCUUGUCGGCGGGUGGAAGCAUGCCUGCGGCUGGAACUAUGUCGGCUGGUGGGAGCAUGCCGGCCAGUGGAAACAGGCAACCUGUUGGGGGAAGCAUAGGACAAUCGUCUGCUGGUAACAUAGGGCAACCUCCUACUGGCAGCAUAGGUCAGCCAAAUUCUUCAAGCAUGAUGCAAGGAAUGGUUGGACAACCCCAAGGUGGUAUGCCAGGAGGUAUGUCUACCGGUGGUAUGCCUAUUGGUAACAUGUCUGCAGGUGGAAUGUCCAGUGGUGGUAUGUCAGCAGGAAACAUUGGUCAACCCCCUGGUGGUGUGGCUGUAGGGGGUUCUGUGAUUGGUCAAGGAGGAAUGAAUUCUAGUAUGCAGGGUAAUACCACCAUGCCUGAUAUGACCAGAAGCAUUGACCUUGCAGCUCUGUUCGGCAAGUCUGUCCAAGCCCCUUCAACCUCACUAGGAGUAAGUGAUCCAGCAGCUAGCGGGAGAGAUAGUAGCAGUGUCUUCAGUCAGUUCCGGGAUCCCAGCAAGACUCAGAAUAUGAAUUCCAUGGCAGAACAACAGAGCAAACAAGUGCAGAUGGGUAUGGACCAAUCACAAGCAGGACAGCUACCACCCUCAUCAAGGGCUCCAACGCAAUCCAAGCCGACCCGUAAAAAGCUUCCCCCUCCUUCCACCAAGAUCCCUGCUUCAGCCGUAGAGAUGCCCAACUCAGCCCGUGGUCUGGGUGCUCUAGAUGUUCAGUUUGGAGCUAUGGACAUCACCAUGGAUCCAGCAGUGACUGAUUUUGGGCUCUCCUCCAGCUCGAUGCCUUCGUCGAUGUCGUCCACGCUCUCAACGAGUGGUGGACUUUCUAAUAGUGCUUUCAGUGUUAAUAGUCCAGGGACCAGUGCAAACCAUCUAUCGUAUAGUAAGAGUAAUGAAUCGCCGUACCCAGCAUCAACGGGAAUGAGUCCAGUUGGGAUGAGUACAAAUACAUUGGUGAAUGCACCACCUUCUAGUGUCCCUCAACAGUCAUUGGAUCCUUCACAACAGAGAGGACCACCCCAUUAUGGGCAGAAUUCACAACAGAAACAGAUGACACCAGACCCUAUUCCUCUACCAAACCAAAACGAUAUGAAGACCAACGCAUACCUCACAUCACAGAAACCCUCCUCAGUACAAUCAAUUGAUAAUAAAGACAAGACAACAUCCCAGUUAUCACAGCUUGCCAGUCUCUCAUCAUCAUCAGGCUUUGGGCUCUCAACGAGUCAGUCUAUCGGUGUCAACAGACAGGUACCAAAUUCAUAUGGUUCACCGGGAAUAUCGGGAUCAUCAAGUAUGCCAACCACAUCCAGCUCCCAAUACCAAACAUCAGAACUCUCCAGCGGUGGAACCAGUGCAUUCUCAACCCCCAUGGGGUCAUCAGGCCUUUCAGGAGGACUAUCCUCUGGACCUAGUACAAUUGGUUACUCCUCGCCGUCUCAGACAGCAGGCAGUCUGAGCAGCGGAGGGGUCUUAUCGUCGUCUGUGGUCAGCGGUGGCAGUAGCAGCGGAGGAACGGUAGGAGUGUCAGUAGGGAGUAGUCUGUCAAGUUCUGGUCAUUUGUCAAGCGGGAUGAGUGCAAGCAGCAGUGUGUCGCAGGCGACUACCACGUUGUCCAGUACCAAGCUGGCAGGUUUAGAUACCAGACAAGGACAGUCAUUAGGGUCCAGUAAUCUUGUAUCAGCGACGCUCAACAGUGUAUCUUCAACGUCAUCAUCGGUGCUGACAUCGUCAUCGUUAGGGUACACAACGACCACGGCGGGACUAGCGGGAUCAAAAUCAGUUUCACAGGGAUCAGCCAAACUGCCACCCAACUUGCCACCAGGGAUGCCCUUUAUGUACCAUCCAAACCUCAUUGGUGCAGGAUUUCCACUUGUCAAUCCAAUUCCAGCACAUCAACCUUACAUGUAUGAAGAUUUCCAAAUGCAAAUAGGAAGAUUACCUAUGCCAUUCCAGCAGCUGGCUACGACAACAUUGAACACAGGUCGAGAUACAAACUCAUUAGGGAACACACCGUAUUCUGUCACAGAGGCAAGUAAGUUUCCAAGAAAUGAUGCUGCUUCACCGGUUGCUACAUCCCUCUCAACGCAACAACAUCAACCAACAGCAGGUUCAGCGUUAGCUGCAGGACAAGGGGCACAUCAUCAGACACAAACGCAACAGCAGGCGCCUUUCUUAAACACGACACUACCCCCUGGUUAUCCAGGCUACAGCACUCUACCUUACUACGCAGCGGGACCAGCAGGACUUAUGCCACCUGGUCUUCAGUAUCCUGCAGUCUUCCCUGCUGUCAGUAGUGUGCAACCAACGAACCGAGCUCAAACAGGAACGACACCACAUUCUGCCUUCCAGCAGAGCGGUUACACACAACCAGCAUCACAUAAUGCUUACGGUACAGGUUAUGAUGAACUAACCCAAACACCUGACUUCAAUAAGGGAGGGUACAACAGUGUUUCACAGUCUAAAGGCUCAGGGGUUACAGCUUCAGUGAGCUCAGCAUCGACAGGCCCAGCUGACCUAGCCGGUUCAUCGUAUUCCAGUAAGUCGCACACCCAACCGUUUGACAACAAGGGAGGCUUUCAUACAGGAACCCCACCCCCGUUCAACUACCCCCUGACAGCAGUAACACAAGCAGGUGCAUUGAACCCAGCAGCCGGUGCAGCUCAACAGGCCCAUUACCCCCCAUUCGUACCCAUCCUACCGCACCACUCCGCAGCCAUGUUGGCUCAUCAGCUACCGGGUGACACCCAGGGUGCAGGAUCAACUGGACGAUCGCAGGGUGGGGCUUCACAGAGCUCCAAGACCAGUAAACCAUCUUAUGGUACCAACUACUGGCCCAACUAAGAUCCCAACUGACCACUUUCACCACCAACCUGCAUCUGAUUUAUUUUAAAAAGGGAAGAUGACACAGUAACACUGUUCUUUUAUCAUUCAUAAUCACUCAUAUUGAUUUGUAUGGUGUUCCUUAUCAUCAAUCUUCAAUUUUGGGUUUGCUUUCACAAAUUGCUAUUGAUUCAUCUAUUUCGGACAUACCUUCAUAUUUUGUGUAAAAUACAGUGUGUGCAGGUGCAGUGGUGCAUAGCUAUCCUCGUUGAUCUCUUGUUAUGAAAUUCAAACCUUAAUUUAGAAUGUGCUCUACAUUUAAUGCAAUUAAUUUUAGUUCAAAAUCCAUGUUUAUACUAUGUUAUAACUUAAAAAAACUUGUAGUGUGUGUCUUUAUGGAGCUUUGUGUCAUGAAAUAGAUUGGAAAUCUGAUGUAGAGUAUGUAUUAGCUUUCUCUAUUCAUCCUUGUAAUAUCUACAUGUACCAAAGAAUUAGUCACUAACUUUCUGCAAUAUUUCCAUUAACAUAGAACAUGUCACACGUUUUUAUAAGGAAUUGUAUGUUCCAGCUUAUCACAGGUGGAGAAUUGUUGAUCAUUCUUGCUUGUGUUAGUCUGUGAUGGUUACUAAUUUCAUUAUUUUGCAUGAAAUGCAAUGCUAGCUAGCCACACAAAACUGUUAUUAUUGAUGACCUUCAUACACCUUAAUUAUGGUGACAAAACUAUUGAAGAAAAAUGUGCUGCAUUAGAAUAGAGUUAAAACAAAGUAUAAUUUAAAUAUGAAUUGAACCAAAUUUUUGCUGCUUUGUCCAUCAAUAUUCCUGAAAACCCAUAUAAAACCUCAAACUAGAGAGAUCAUUAUAUCCUUUGAGAAUCUAAUUCAGUAUGCAACAAUACAAGAAAGAAAAAAAAAGAUUCUAAGUCAGUUAUUUUUAAUUUCUGUUUUAGUCCAAUUUUCAAUUUAUGCUCUUAAACCAUUGAGAUAGGCAGAUUUGAAAACCAUCAGUAAUUUUUUUUCUUUUGCAUGAUGAAAUGACUUCUUUGUAGCAUGUUCUUGGAAACAGGUAUGACUCUUUCAUUCCUAUUCAAUCUAUUGCUAUGUGAUUAUAACCUCAGUUUGUCAUGUGUGAAUGCAUAAAUCUCUGCCUAACAUACAAUGAUUCAUAUUGAUUCAUUAACACACUAUGUAUGUUAAAACAGAUAGCUCCUUUGCUCUUUGUUUUCCCAUGGUGAUACUUUAGCAGAUGUCAUACUUCCUGUAUACAAUGGAUUUUGCAUUAAGGUAAAUAAUAUAUGAAACAGUUUUUUUUUAAGAUUUAGACCCUAUUCACAUGUACAUAUUAAUGGUUUUUAAAAAGCCAACAAUAAACGGUAUUGUUUAGAUUGAUGCAUUUUCUGAUUUCUCCAAGAUAUCAUGAUUCUGUUUGUUAAUAAACUGAUAUUUGGUAUUUGUUUGAAUUCCAUCAUCCUUUUACAGAAAACGGCCUGCUCUAUUGAUGACUUGUGCUACAUAGAGGUUUUCUUCCAUUAUUCACAUUGUGCUAUUUUGAUAUCAGUUUGUUUAUGGUUCCUAAUUGAGACAUGGGGGUGAUGUUUCACAAAUAUUUUAGUAUGACUAAUAGUCGUGCUUAGGUGCCAGUGCGUAAAUGUACAUGUUAUCAACUGGGAAUUUAAGUGUGAUUUUUAGUUAGACUUAAAUCUUUGGGAAACAGCCCACUGGUGUCUGUCUGAAAGGUCAAUUACUUUAGAAGCAAGCAUGUGUCACAUGGUUGCCAAAUUAUUUAUUAGUUCAAAUCCCAGCACAAGAGAAACAUUUUUUGUUUAAUUUGAAGAUAGAGACCAAAGCCAAUACUGUGAGAAAAAACUGUGUCUUGAUUAAGUAGAUCAUCACAAAAGCUAGAAUUGGUCGCAAUCUAUGAAUCUGGGCUCAAAAUGCAAGAUUAGGGUUUUGAGUUGAUUCUUACACAUAUUUAUUCAUCCAACUUUUUUUUGUAGGGCCAAUAGUAUAGAUGAUUUCUGUGCUGUAAAUUCUUUUUUUUCAUACAAAUAUUUAUAGAUUAAUCCUCAUUUAGAGGCCUUAAGACAAUUUAUCACAUUUUCUGUUUGAUCAAAAUAAAACCAUGAAAUGGGGAAAGUUUAUUGAAGAUUUUUGUAUUACCCACAGGAGGAAUUUCUCACAUUCUGGUCAAGUUCCUGUGCAUUUUCUUCUUGGGAGAUACAAUAGAGUGAUUCAUCGUUGUGAUUGAUAUUCUGUCUCGUCGCUGCUUUAUUUUACCAUUUAUUGCUUCCAUAUUAUUAUUGUGUGGACAUUGUCAUUUGGUGCAAAGCAUUUGUAGUAUGGGUUUGGGUGGGGGGGGGGGGGGUAAAUAAAAAGAAAGCCGCCUUUAAAAACCAAUUUAAAAAGGAGGUUGGCCAAGCAUUGAAUGAGUAUGGGUACAUAUAGUAGGACAUCAAAUAUUCUAUUGAGAUGCAGACUGCAUAUUUAACAUGGUCUGUGUUUGGUGUCUUAGAGCAUUAUUUAUAAACUGAUCUGUGUAAGUAUUGUAUCAGGAGGCUUUAUUUUUACCCAUGUAAGCAUAUUAGGGAUAUUUGUACAUGUUAUCAGAGGCCUGUAGAAACGAGUAUCUUCAUUUUCCCCCCUCUGGUGUAAUUUGUGAAGUGGGUUUGAUUGUGUAUAGCAUCUAGAAUUAUAAAGUCUAUGUUGUGUAUGAGAAAGGGGAUGAUCUCCACAAAGCUUGCCUUUUUGGACAUAGCUGAGUAGAUAUUUCCCUUUUUUAUUAUUACUAUUAUUUUUUAUUAUGAAGAAACAUUUCUACUCUCCGGUUGGCAAGUUGUACAUUGAAACUUUGACAGAGUGUAAUAUUAUACUUGAUUGAUGGUAAAUACCUAGUGGUUAUAGUGUGUAGCAAUGUAAACACAGAAGAUGUUUCUAUUUUGCGUUCAGGUGUUUUUUCUGAUAUGUAAUAAUGCCCUGUAAAUGAGAUUUAAAAAGUCUUGGCUGUAAAGAAAACAAAAAGAAGUUAA